AUGAUGGACUUCUUAACUCCGCAUGUUAUGCGCCCUACUUUCAAGGCUUCUGAAAUUAUGUACGAUAAUGGAAAAGACGCAGCCUUUGAGUACGUUGAAUUUCAAACUGGAAGCUUUGUUAUGAAGGGACUGCUAAUGAGAAGAAGUAUUUUUGCAAUUCAUGGACUCGGCUCAAAUCCUGAAACCGCUUGGGCUUAUCAGAGGAAUGAUUCUAGGGUGUAUUGGCUAAGAGACUUUUUGCCCAAGGCACGGGGACUCUCGGACAUCAGAGUCAUCAUGGUCAAUCAUCAAACACGAUGGGACUCAAAUACUGCUUAUUUGGGAUUUCAUGAUCAUGCAUCUGAACUUCUAGAAGAAAUCCAAAACUUGCACAGGGCCAAUCCUGAGCGCCCAAUCAUCUUUAUAGCACAUAGCUUUGGUGGAAUAUUGCUGAAGAAGGCAAGAUCGUCCUCAGAGUUGCUGGAGCUCCUGAUGAUAGAUGGUCCCGCCCUUCUAGACCUUGAAUCGGAAUUUUACGACGCAUAUGUAGACCGAUAUCGCUUUCGAGGGUUCCAGCCGUUUAUUUGCGAUUUCUAUGAAAUGAGACCAGAAAGGAUCGGCAAACUUGUUCUGGGCUCAAUGGUCGGGAAAAGUAACAGGCAGCCGCGUCAUGGUUUAGUCAAGUAUCUUGACACUGAUCAUCGUGGACUGAACAAAUUCCAAUCUCACGACGACCCAAAUUUCCAGACAUUUGUGACAGUUCUGCGUUGGGUGUUGGAUUACGCACUACUAGCCAAUAAUUCACCAGGGGACUUAUGCCCACAUCCAUCUAUUCCUGUUACCAACUCCGUACCUGUCACCGACUCUGUUCCUGUUACCAACAACGUACCAGUUGUCGAUGCUGUUUCUAUUACUGACUCGGUGUCUAUUAUUGAGGCGGUGCCCGUUGUUGAUGAUCUACCUGGAGACGAUGUCGUGCCUGUUACCGAUUCAGCGCCUGUUAACAAGACUAUACCUAUUGCCGGCACCGUGCUCGUUUCUCCGGCGCUGCCUGUUCCAAAUGCCGUGCCUAUUGCCGGCGUUCUACUACUUGUCGCUGAUGCCGUGCCUCCUGGCGCUGUACCUAUUGCUGGGAUUAUGCCUGUUACCAAUGCCGUUCCUGCCACCGAGGCUGCAUCUAUCUCUGGCACUGUACCUGUUACUAAGACUAUGCCUGUUGCUGACACGGUGUUUAUUGCCCCGGCAGUGCCUGUACCAAGCGUCGUACCAGUUGCCGGCUCCGUGGUUGUCACUGAGGUUAUACCCGCUGCUGCUAUACCCGCUGCUGCUAUACCUGUUGCCGGCGUUAUGCUUAUUGCUGAUGCCGUGCCUCCUACUGAGGCUGUGUCUACUUCCAGCUCCGUGCUUAUCCCCAACGCCAUACCUGUUGCCAGUUUCAUGCCAGCUACCAAGACUGAACCUGUUGCUGCGACUGUGCCUGUUGCCGCCGCUAUGCCUGUUGCCGGCGCUGUGCCUAUUGCUGUCAACUUGUCUGUGUUUGUGGCCAUACCUGCUACUGCGGCCAAGUCUAUUGCCAAGGCCGUGCCUGUUCUUCAACCAGUUGGCCUUCUUGAAAGAUUAGCAACAACGCUGCUCUAUAUAGUGUGGAUGGCACCGAAUGUAGUUUUUGUUGGAGCUCUUGCUGGCUUGCGAGAACUGUAUGUCUCUUGGCUGGAUGAGUACUACGAAAGUCACCGAAGCAGCAGUGCAACCUUACGGUUGGUUAUGAUAGCUGCCUAUGACACUCUCAUUAAUUUACCCCUUGGACAUUUCUUGAUCUGGGUUAUUGAGAAAACACCCAGUGGCCACACGAGUCUGUGGGUUAAGAUCUUACAGAUAAUUGUUAGCAAUAUAGUUAUUAACCUAUGUCAGAUCACCCCUAUCCAAAACUUUGUCUACCUGGCCGGUAUGGCCUACAUUGCUGGUGCACGGAACUACGACCAGUUCUACGGGAUAAUUCAGUCUCGCUUCUUUAAGCUUACAUGGAUAAACUGGUUCACAUUAUCUGGUUAUAAGUCAGAUGAUGUCAAAUUUUACAUAUCAUAG
This is a messenger RNA of Trichoderma virens Gv29-8, 2064 nucleotides long. RefSeq lists its product as uncharacterized. The coding region runs from base 1 to 2064 and encodes 687 amino acids. The record is from RefSeq and is a predicted model, not a curated record. The transcript has 8 exons. Lineage: Eukaryota; Fungi; Ascomycota; Sordariomycetes; Hypocreales; Hypocreaceae.